GUGACAUACUGUAACUCUCAGCUGUCAUAACACUUGAGAAGUCCAGUUGAGAAGAAACGACAGAACAAAUGUCUCUCUACAGGAAUAUAGUGUGGUUUAUUAAGGGAAUUCGGGAGUAUACAAGGUCUGGAUUUGAGAAUGCCAGUAAGAGCUUUGCAGUAAAGGAUCUCGAAGUGUCCAUGGUUGGACGUCGCUUCAUGAUCACAGGAGCUAACAGUGGAAUAGGGAAGGCGACGGCCAUGGCGAUAGCCAAAAAAGGUGGCACCGUUCAUAUGAUCUGCCGAAAUAAAGCGAGAGCAGACAGAGCAAAAGACGAAAUCAUCUCAGCCUCUGGAAAUACUGAGAUUUAUGUCCAUGUGUUGGAUCUGUCAGAGACGGGAAAGGUUUGGGAGUUUGCAGAGGCCUUUAAGAAGGAUCACCCCUCUCUCAAUGUUCUGAUCAAUAAUGCCGGAUGUAUGGUGAAUCAGAAAGAAAUGAACUCUGAUGGACUUGAGAAAAACUUUGCCACUAAUACUCUUGGUGUUUAUAUUCUGACUAAAUGUUUGAUCCCACUGUUGGAGAAAAGCAGAGACCCACGAGUUAUUACGGUGUCGUCUGGAGGAAUGCUGGUGCAAAAACUCAACAUAGAGGAUUUACAAACAGAGACAGCCCAGUUUGAUGGUACCAUGGUAUACGCACAGAACAAGAGACAGCAGGUUGUAAUGACAGAGUUUUGGGCAAAAGAAAAUCCCAGAAUUCAUUUCUCUGUAAUGCACCCUGGGUGGGCAGACACAACAGCGGUUGCCACGGCGAUGCCUCAGUUUCAUCAGAUGAUGCGAGAGCGUCUGCGUACAGCGGAGGAGGGAGCAGACACGGUCAUCUGGCUCGCUGUCUCACACGCAGCCAAUGCGUUUCCCAGUGGCCUUUUCUUCCAAGAUCGAAAGCCAGUUUCAACCCACCUGCCGCUUGCAUGGACGCACAGCUCGCAGCAUGAAGUCAAAAAGUUCAUGGGCCAGUUGGAGACUUUGGCAAAAGCUGUCAAACCUUCAGAGGCCGUCGUCACAUCUAGUGAUACCUAAACAAACUAUAAGAUGUUUUAAGUUUUAAUAUAAAAAACUAACAGUGAAUUACAAGGUAUAGAUUUUAAUCAGCAUGUGAGUCCACUGAAUUCAAACCCAUGACUUUUUGCAUUACACUGACUCUGUUCUCGCUUUCUCUUUGAAUAGAUUACAAGUCUCUCCAAUCUUCUAACACCUUAAAACAAAUCAAGUGUGUUUUAUUGUUAGCCACUCAUUGUCAAACAGGAAUCACAGGAUCUGUGAUUUUACCUCUUGAGUCAUUUGACUGCAAUGGUUUUGUUAUAAAAUGGAAAAAAAUUAAAUAAACUCCAAAUAACUA
Molecule: messenger RNA, 1377 nt
Organism: Paramisgurnus dabryanus
Lineage: Eukaryota; Metazoa; Chordata; Actinopteri; Cypriniformes; Cobitidae
Gene: dhrs12lb
Product: dehydrogenase/reductase (SDR family) member 12-like b
Source: RefSeq, a predicted model, not a curated record